AUGUUGUUUCAUGACACUUCUACCUACAAAGAGAAGUUUGGCUGGGGAAGAUUCCGGCCUGCCCCCUUGCGGUUUCUCGCCACCGUACAGGGAAUGUUGGCCCUGUUGGUGAUAGCCUCCGUGGUCCAAAGCAUGGCGCUCUCAGGUUUGGUUGGGUCGACCAUCUCUACCAUCGAGAAACGGUACCAACUUCCAAGUUCUAGGUCAGCUCUGGUUUCGACCGUUUACGACGUGACGUACGCUGUAGCAGCUCUUCUCAUCACCUUCGUCAUCAAGACCAGGAGGGGCAAAAUCAUCAACAUCGCGGCGGGAACCUUCCUGUUGGGCGUCGGUCUGUUUCUGUACAGCCUCCCGCAUUUCACCGUGGGGCUGUACAACUACGGCGACGCGGUGAGCGUUACCUGUGAUCCCGCUUCUAACAGCACAUUCACCGCCUGUGUGGAGGAAGAGCGAGGCCUCUCCGAUCUGCUGUAUGUCAUUCUUUUAGCACAAGGCGUGAGCGCGAUCGGAUCUAUGAGUAUUUAUGUAUUUGGAAAUGAUAUUCUGGAGAGCACGUCACCACAAGGCUCAGGCGGGUUCUAUCUCGGUAUUCUGAGCGCCUCCAGAGUAGCUGCAGGGGCGGUAGGUUUUAUCGUCAACGGACAGCUUCUGAACAUUUUCAUCGACUUCAACAAACCUGGAAAUAUUCCACCAUCAGGAGGUCUAGGAGAUGCCCGCUGGCUGGGUGCCUGGUGGCUCGGCUUCCCUCCACUGGCUGCAGUGGCAAUAUUGACCGCUCCGUGGAUACUUGGACUGCCUGGAAAAAUAUCAGCCGAGAAAAAAGCCAUAGAUGAGGACGUCAAAGGCUCAUUAGAAAAAGAGGAAUCGAGCGAGGCUAAAGGACUGCUGCGGGUGCUGGACUUCUUCAAACAACUCUGGUCCCUGGUCACCAACCCGAUAUUUGUGUUCAUGGUGUUAGUGGGUAUAGGUACAAACAUGUGCUAUACUAGUCUCAACACUUUCGGCAUCAAAUACGUUGAAAACCAGUUCGCCAUGUCUGCUGGUGCCGCUUCUAUCGCUUCGGGUUUAACCAUCAUCCCUGCCGGCAUCCUUGGGUCCGUGAUUGGAGGACUGGUGAUGAGGAAGUAUAAGCUGGGAGUGACCGGAUCUCUGAAGAUCACGCUGGUCGGGAUAGCCUGUAUGUUCCUCCUGCCGCUGGGCUUUGCUGUUCGCUGUCCGAAUACUGUCAUGGCGGGCGUCACAGUGCCUUAUGGAAACGGGUCUGUUCCCAGGACGCCUGUUGUGGGUGCAGCAGAGUUAGUGUCCCGCUGUACCCAGGACUGUCCCUGUCCGCCCGCCUACAACCCCGUCUGUGGAGCCGGCGUGGAGUACUUCUCGCCAUGUCUCGCGGGAUGUUGGAACGCCUCGCGAGAACAGGGAUACACAUCAUGCUCCUGCUAUGCUGGUGAUGAACCAGUGGACGUUACGGACACGUUCUCGGUGACUUCAGGUCGCUGCUCUAACGGCUGUACCCUGCUCCCACUGGCCAUGGCUCUGCUGUUCCUCUUCUCUUUCGGCCUGGGGCUGGCUAACGCUCCGAGGACGGUCAUUGUCUUGAGCUGUGUUCAGGAGAACCAGCGAUCAUUUGCUCUCGGCAUCGAAUCUGUCGUUCGGACUUUCCUCGGUUCUGUACCUGCUCCGCUGGUGUUCGGCGCUCUGGUGGACCAGGCAUGUUUACUGUGGGACCAGAACUGUGGCCAGCGAGGGGCGUGUCUCAUGUACGAUAACGCCUUACUCAGCACGUACCUGGCCAUACUCAUGGCCGCUCUAGCAUCAUGGUCCUUCCCUUGUGCCUGCCUUGCCAUGUACUUCUGGAAGCGCAGGAACACAUCAGAAGUAUACGAAGUCGACAGGACAGAAAAUGAGAAAGAAAUUUAAUGCUUUAGAGACUAAACACA
Messenger RNA from Branchiostoma belcheri (Belcher's lancelet), 1937 nucleotides. RefSeq names its product solute carrier organic anion transporter family member 4A1-like. The record is from RefSeq and is a predicted model, not a curated record. Lineage: Eukaryota; Metazoa; Chordata; Leptocardii; Amphioxiformes; Branchiostomatidae. Gene Ontology annotation, biological process: transmembrane transport; sodium-independent organic anion transport. The transcript is spliced from 12 exons. Gene Ontology annotation, molecular function: protein binding. Gene Ontology annotation, cellular component: membrane. Bases 1 to 1917 code for a protein of 638 amino acids.